Messenger RNA from Erigeron canadensis, 2570 nucleotides. Its product is annotated as pentatricopeptide repeat-containing protein At5g39350. The transcript has 2 exons. Lineage: Eukaryota; Viridiplantae; Streptophyta; Magnoliopsida; Asterales; Asteraceae. Gene Ontology annotation, molecular function: protein binding; RNA binding. Gene Ontology annotation, biological process: RNA modification. The record is from RefSeq and is a predicted model, not a curated record. Bases 281 to 2326 code for a protein of 681 amino acids.
UCAGUGGAGUACAAGGCCCACUUAAAACAUAGUACAGUCCAUAUUACCAAACUAACUUUACUGCCCUAAUUCUUGAUUUCUUCCCGGCUGUCCAUUAUCGCCGGUGACUUUUUCCGGCGGUUCAAACCCUAAAAUUCAUCACGCAGGUACAUUUUGUUAUUUAUGGAUGCCGUUGUCUUAAUUGUUAGUGUAUGAUGAAAAUUGGGAGAAGUACCGAAAAUUUUGACCCUGGUAUCUUUUUCAGUAGCCAUUUAACUUAACAGGUACUCCUGAAUAAGUCAUGAAUGGCACGUCAAACGCACUUCUGAAUAUUAGUAGCUUAUUCACCCGCACUACAGUCCCAACCGCGGCUCAUGUUGAGUCUUUGCUAUAUAGUUAUGCUGCAAAAAAAUCUCUCACGGACAUCACGAAACUCCAUGGCCAUCUCAUCAUAUCGGGAUUCCUUGCACAAUGGGAAUCUAGCUAUGUUCCUGGUCUUCUUGCAUCUGGGUAUGCAUUAUCUGGUCAUGUUCCGUAUGCUCGUCAACUUUUUGAUGUAUUGCAUCUGAGAACUAAGCGUGCGUACAAUAGUAUGAUAAGGUUGUAUACUGAGAAGGGAUAUCCGUAUAAUGCACUGGAGGUAUUUUUGGAAAUGUUUAAGUCAGGAAGAAUGAAGGCAGACAGGCUCACCUACCCUCAUGUGGUUAAGGCUUGUGCUGAACUAUCGAUGUCUCAGUUUGGUUUAUCGGUUCAUGGUUUGGUUAUAAGUACCGGUGUUGAUUCUAAUACAUUUGUGGGUAAUUCAUUGCUUGCAAUGUACAUGAGUUUUGGUGAGCAAGAUGGGGCCAGACGAGUUUUUGAUGAGAUGCAUGACAAGUGUGUGGUGUCUUGGAACACUUUGAUAAGUGGGUAUUUCAGAAAUGGAUGUGCUAACGAGUCUUUGAGGGUUUUUAAUGAAAUGGUUAAUGCAGGUGAGGAUAUUGAUAAAGCCACUGUUUUAUCAGUACUGCCUGCAUGUGCAUAUCUGAAAGAGUUGGAUGUAGGGAGAAAGGUUCAUGAUUUGGUGAAAGAGAAGGGUUUGGCGGAAAGUUUGUUUGUUAGGAACGCUUUGGUGGAUAUGUAUGUUAAAUGUGGUCAGAUGGACGAUGCGCGAAUUAUGUUUAAUGAGACUAGUGAAAGAGAUGUGGUGACGUGGACUUCCAUGGUAAAUGGUUACAUUGUGAAUGGUGAUGCACAAAGUGCCAUAUCACUCUGUCCAUUUAUGAUGCUUGAAGGUGUAAGGCCUAAUGCAUUAACUCUUGCUUCUUUACUUUCAGCGUGUGCAGCUUUGAAGGAUUUGAAGCAAGGUAAGAGCUUUCAUGGAUGGGCGUUGAAGAACUAUCUUGAUUCUGAUGUUAAUGUGGAAACUGGACUGAUUGACAUGUAUGCUAAAUGUGCAUUUGUCACUUAUAGCUUCAGUGUGUUCAAUAAAACAUCAAAAACAAGAACAGCCCCAUUUAAUGCAAUUCUUUCUGGAUGCUCUGAAAAUGGGCUAGGUAGAGAAGCAAUAAUGUUGUUUAAAGAAAUGAGGCUGGAAGGUGUAGUAACCAAUGAAGCAACUUUAAAAAGUCUUUUACCUGCGUAUGCGAUUACAACAGAUCUUAAACAGGUAACAAGUUUCCAUGGUUAUCUAAUAAGAUCAGGGUUUCUUUCAAAAAGUGAUCUGGCCACUGGUUUAAUCGAUAUAUACUCAAAAUGUGGAGCUCUAGAACAAGCUCACAUGGCCUUCAAUGAGGUUCCUUCAAAAAAAAGAGAUAUUAUAUUAUGGAGUGUGAUUAUAGCUGGUUAUGGGAAACACGGGAAUGGGGAGGUAGCACUUUCACUAUUCAAUCAAAUGGUUCGAUCUGGGGUGGAACCGAAUGAAGUCACAUUUACUUCUGUUCUGCAUGCGUGUAGCCAUUCAGGUUUGGUGGAUGAGGGUUUGAGCUUAUUCCGGUUCUUGCUAAAAGAUCAGAAAGUCAACCCCCGUCCUUCCCAUUACACCUGUAUUAUCGAUCUUCUCGGUCGAGCAGGGAGGCUUGAGGAAGCAUACGAGUUAAUUGCAACAAUGCCCACUGCUCCUAAUCAUACAGUUUGGGGUGCGUUAUUGGCUGCGUGUGCUGUUCAUGAGAAUGUGGAAUUAGGGGAAGUGGCUGCAAAGUGGCUUUUCGAGUUAGAACCUGAAAACACUGGUAAUUACAUUUUGAUGGGGAAUAUUUAUUCUGCUGUUGGGAAGUGGGAAGAAGCAGAGAACAUGAGAAACUUGAUUGAUCAAAUCGGACUCAGGAAAUCUCCGGCUCAUAGCUUUAUAGGGGGCAGACAUGGAUGAAGCCAAUUUCUGUACAAAGUGCUUUUGGGCUUGUUAAAAGUACAUUUAUUAGUUAAAAACGAUUUCCAAGUUAAUUGUACAACAAUACAGCUCUCUAAAUAUGGUUGAAUCUGAGAAUAGACAACUCUUGUAUUAUACAACAAGAUUGAUUAUAAUGAUAAAAUCAAUGUACAUAUGCUUUUAUCAUAGAUCAAGUCAUCUAGUAUACACAAAAUGAGUAUAGGCUCCCGAACAGGGUUGAUUA